CGCAUCAAUUCCCCUCCCCCGCUUACCCGCGUUAUCCAAAUCAUCCUCCGCGAGACACCUCACCGCAUCUCUCUCUCUCUCUCUCUCUCCCUCUCUUCGCCCCGCGUUUCGAAGCUCGCGUCCCCGUCCAUGGCGACGCGGCGGAGACCCCCCUCGUCGAGCACCUCGAGCGCCCCUCCGAUCGCCGACGAGGUCCGAUCCCGAGAUCCUAAGCCAUCCGCGGCGGCUGAGGACCCUCCCUUGGCGCCGCCGAAGCUGGGGUUCGUCGCCGCCGCCUCCGCGCUCUUCUUCGUCCCCUUCUUCUACCUCGCCUUCGUCCACUACCCGAUCGAGCCCGAUCUGCGGCGGUCCAUCGCCAUUAGCGUCGCCAUGAGCUUCGGCGGCUUCCUCGUCGCCCUCCGGAUGAUCCCCGUCGCCGCGCGCUACGUGCUGCGGCGGAACCUCUUCGGGUACGACAUCAACAAGAGGGGGACUCCUCAGGGCACCGUAAAAGUGCCCGAGUCACUUGGUAUUGUCAUUGGAAUUGUCUACUUGGUCAUUGCUAUAUUGUUUCAGCAUUUCAACUUCACAUCUGACUCCAACUGGCUUGUUGAGUACAAUGCUGCACUAGCAUGUAUCUGCUUUAUGAUUCUCCUUGGCUUUGUGGAUGAUGUUCUUGAUAUACCAUGGAGAGUGAAAUUGGUGCUGCCUUCAUUUGCAGCACUUCCUUUAUUGAUGGCAUAUGCUGGGCAUACUUCUAUCAUCAUACCGAAGCCUCUAAUACCAUAUGUUGGAGUGCCUGUUCUUGAUUUAGGUUGGAUAUACAAGCUAUACAUGGGCAUGCUAGCGGUUUUUUGCACAAAUUCUAUCAACAUACAUGCAGGUUUGAAUGGCCUUGAAGUUGGGCAAACUGUUGUAAUUUCAGCUGCGGUUUUGAUACAUAAUAUAAUGCAAAUAGGAGCAUCUACAGACCCAGAAUACAAACAGGCUCAUGCAUUUUCGAUUUAUCUUGUCCUGCCUCUACUGGCUACUUCCUUAGCUUUACUUUCAUAUAACUGGUAUCCUUCUUCAGUUUUUGUUGGUGAUACCUAUACCUAUUUUGCUGGGAUGGCUCUAGCUGUUGUUGGAAUUUUGGGUCAUUUCAGCGAGACACUUCUGCUCUUCUUUUUGCCUCAGGUUCUGAAUUUCCUCUACUCGUGUCCACAGCUCUUUAAGAUUAUCCCUUGUCCAAGGCAUCGUCUGCCAAAGUUUGAUCCGCAAACAGGACUCUUGACGGGGACGAAGGAUGGGACCCUCGUUAACCUAUUCCUUAGACUGUUUGGUCGGUGCACAGAAAGGGCUCUUUGCAUCAAACUUCUAAUUUUUCAGGCCAUGGCAUGCCUUCUAUGCUUCUGGUUGAGGUACAUCCUCGCCGGAUGGUACAAAUGAAGCCGAAGGUACCGUAGAUCCUGCAGCUUACUGAUUUUAUCCAUGUAGGGGAACUGCUAGAAGAGAUUUCUCACAGAUUUUGCAUUUUUAGGUUUAUAUGUAUUGUUUACUUAUACCCAAUCUCACAAUUGUUGAAUUGGAUAACAUAACAUUAUUCCCCCCCCUCCCCCCCCCCUCCCCAUUUGCUAGCAUGAGUUUAUUUUUCACCUAAAAAGUGUUUACCACAGCUUUUGACUUUUUUUUUGGUGUACUUUUUGGGAGUAAAGUAACUAGCACCUCUUCUUUGACUUUU
Molecule: messenger RNA, 1699 nt
Organism: Ananas comosus (pineapple)
Lineage: Eukaryota; Viridiplantae; Streptophyta; Magnoliopsida; Poales; Bromeliaceae
Product: UDP-N-acetylglucosamine--dolichyl-phosphate N-acetylglucosaminephosphotransferase-like
Exons: 11
Coding region: 130-1407 (425 amino acids)
Biological process (GO): protein N-linked glycosylation; dolichol-linked oligosaccharide biosynthetic process
Cellular component (GO): membrane
Molecular function (GO): UDP-N-acetylglucosamine-dolichyl-phosphate N-acetylglucosaminephosphotransferase activity
Source: RefSeq, a predicted model, not a curated record